Dendronephthya gigantea is the source of this 2053-nucleotide messenger RNA. RefSeq names its product putative diacyglycerol O-acyltransferase MT1809. Gene Ontology annotation, molecular function: long-chain-alcohol O-fatty-acyltransferase activity; diacylglycerol O-acyltransferase activity. The record is from RefSeq and is a predicted model, not a curated record. Gene Ontology annotation, biological process: triglyceride biosynthetic process. NCBI's taxonomy places the organism in Eukaryota, Metazoa, Cnidaria, Anthozoa, Malacalcyonacea, Nephtheidae. Gene Ontology annotation, cellular component: plasma membrane. The transcript has a single exon. The coding region runs from base 566 to 2032 and encodes 488 amino acids.
CAAAGACUUGUCUGAUUUCUCAUACAUACGGAUCAUACCGGAUUUUCCCCGUUCUUAAUCUUAUAGCAUAGCCGUGCCCUGCCAAUCCUAAAACAGACCGUACUUUGCAGUGACGCGUUCUUUCGGACACCCGCAUCAGGCCAUGGAUAUAAUCGCAUAAUCCUAACCAAUCAAAUACGCGUAUGCGUAUAACUGUAACAAUACUGUGCUUGGAAACAAGCACUGGACUUGUAGAAUAAAUUAACAUAAUACAAAUGUAUAUAUGAGGAGGUUGAUUGCACUAGUAUCUGUCAAUCUCUUGGUGGACGUUAAGUUCUUUCUCUUGCGGUUGAAUGUGGGCAAGUAAAACUGAUAAAUUCUCAUUUGUUAUCUGCAUGUGUUAAAUAUUUUAUCAUAUUGCCUUUUAUUUAUAUACUGGACAGUUGUAUUUCCAAGCAUAUCGAACAAUAUGUGUCUGCAAUCUUACUCCUAGCAAGAGCAUCGCGCACACUUGAAGAAAAAAGGUCCAGGUGCAUUUUCGAUAUCGAAUGUUAUUGACAAAGAAAAUUUACUGUUAGGUUUGAUAAUGGGAAUUCAACAGACACGAAAAAGUAAAUUAAACAAGUUGUAUACGGUGGCUUGUAUCUUCACAUUUGUUGCGAGUCUGAUGCUACUACCUGUUCUGUUACCGGUUAUUUUGCUUUUGCUUGCUUACAAUUGCUGUAUUUGUUUACUAAUCCGUGUGAAAGGCGCUACUUCUCUUCCUGCUGAUGAUGUUGUGUGGCAACAAGAUCGAGCAACAAACCUCCAUAUUGUCAGUGCUGUUGUCUUCCUGGAAGGACAGUCGACAGUCGAGAAACUCAGAGAGAUUGUUGCGAAACGGUUAGUGAACUUCAAGCGGGAAAAUGGUGAGAAGUUAUGUCCGCGUUUGACGUGUCGGAUUGAUACAAUGUACGGACAAUACGUGUGGAUAGAGGAUGCGCAAUUUAAUAUCGAAAAACAUGUGAAAUUAUGGCAAGAACGGAAACCGACAACCACAUCAGAGCUUCAAGAGGUAGUAUCGAAGAUAUGCUCACUGCCAUUAACCUACGAAAUGCCGCUUUGGGAGUUUAUCUUAGUCCCGACACCAGACCUCGAUAACUCACAUUGUUUUGUGUUUCGAAUCCAUCAUAGCUACGCAGAUGGGAUUGCAUUAACAAGGUUAUUUGUGAACAAUCUUUUCGAUGUUCCGGUAAGAGACUAUGAGCCAAUCAGAUUUUCAACGAAACAACGGUUAUUAAUGUGGUGUAAGGCAGCACUGGUUGGACCAAUGACAGUGCUAACAAAAUGUUUCUCACCAGCAGAUAACUCAGAAAUCCAUGGAGGAGCAUUAAAUGGUAAGAGGAUUGUCGCAUGGUCGAAGAAAUUUUCCCUUGCAACUGUCAAAGAAAUGAAAAACCAAACCAAAACCACAGUGAAUGAUGUGAUGACUUCAUGUCUGUCUGGAGCAUUAAGGCGCUAUCUACAAGAUCAUACCGAUAAAAAACCACAAGACAUCUGGGCUGCGGUCCCUGUUGAUGUCAGAGCGGAUAAGAAAUCAAUGAAGUUUGUAAACAAGUUUGCUUUAGUUUUUCUCCGAGCUCCAGUUGGCGUUGAAGGCAAUAUGGAACAGUUGAUCGAGACCAAGACACGUAUGGAUGAGAUAAAGAAAUCUGCAGAACCGUUCGUUGCUGCAAGCACAGUCCGUCUGCUGAUGCUGCUUCCGCACUUCAUUUCAAAACCAAUUCUCGAUAUCUUCUCGUAUAAAAUGUCAUGUGUUCUCUCGAACGUUCCUGGCCCACAACUAACCCUAACCAUCGGUGGUAACAAAGCAAUAGGUGGGGUAUUCUGGCCGCCUGCGCGGGCAAAUAUCGCAAUCAUGAUGUCAAUAUUUAGUUAUAACGGUCAUAUUAAUAUAGGAGUAAUGUCUGAUGAGGCGGUUAUAUCUCAGCCUAAGGAGAUUGUGGCGAAUUUUGAAAAACAUUUUGAUGAACUUUGUGAAACGAUGAAUAUUAAGCAAAACAAGAUAGAGUGAACUGAAUAUAGAUUACAUUAA